UACAGCUCUGUUUCUCUGUCUUCAACCAACAACCCGAAUUUUGUUGUGAUACGCGAACCAGUGUCCGAAUUCAACCACCGAAAUUUGAAUAACUUGGACCUAGCCAUCGAUCGAUAUCGAUAUCAAAUAGCCCCAAGAGGCGCGAAAUACAAGAUGGCGUCGGCUCGUGGACUCACCGCUGUUGGAGUCCCUCCAUUUCCAUCAUGGAUUCUCUACAUUCGGAUCGCCAUCCUCGUGCUGUCACUUGUUCUUCUGGGGGUUGCGGCGUGGGCUGUCUCGAUGUUUGCCGGAGGAGGGUCUGCGGCUUAUGGAUAUACGGGCGCUAGUGGGAUGAUGAUCUUUGUGACUAUUUGGAGUCUUGUUGUUUACGGCGGCUCCCUCGGGUUCCAGUUUGGAGCGCCACAUCUCUUCUAUCGCAUCGUCGGUCUUAUUCUUUACAGUCUCGCAGUGAUCUUCUGGCUUGUGGGCUGGGCAUAUGCGGCUAGCGAGGCAGCUGUCGCGCUUGACUGGUCUGGCUACUACUAUGGUGCAAUUCAUGACUAUGGCUCGGCUAUGGCUGUGUGCGCUGGUCUAGGUGCCGUUGCCUGGGUCCUGUCAAUCAUCGAUCUUGUCUUCUUCAUCCUCGCUUGCGUUCGCGAAGCUACGACGCCAAAGCUCAGCCAGGCCGAACUUGGACAAGUACAGCCAACCGCCUCCGUUGCGCCCGCCACUGCUAAUGAGCUUCCUCCGCAACCGGCAUAUUCGCAGCAGCCCUAUGCGACAUAAUAGACGGACGAAACG
Molecule: messenger RNA, 780 nt
Organism: Neurospora tetrasperma FGSC 2508
Lineage: Eukaryota; Fungi; Ascomycota; Sordariomycetes; Sordariales; Sordariaceae
Exons: 3
Coding region: 154-765 (203 amino acids)
Source: RefSeq, a predicted model, not a curated record